AUGGCAGAAGUUCUUGGGAACUUAAUCAAAGAAAAACAAGCAGCCAGGCAAUGGAGUGGCAUUCAACUCCAUAGAAUGUUAGAGCCCAUUACCCACUCACAGUUCGCAGAUGACACGAUCCUGGUCAGAGAAGCUACAGUGAGGGAAGCCAGAGGAGUGUUGGAAGUAAUAGAGGAAUAUUCUCAGCUGUCGGGGCAGGAAAUGAACAAGGCAGUUCCAAUUUAUAGCAUGCAAUGCUUUCAUAUGUCAAAUGUGGUUGGUGUGAAAUUAGAUGGUCUUUUAAAGAAAUUCGUUUGGGAAGGGGCUAAGGACCAAAGAAGGAUACCAUUGAUAAACUGGGAUACAUUGUGCAUGUUGAAAGAGGAUGGGGGUGUAGGGUUGAGAAAAAUGAAUAUCCAAAACAUGGCCCUUGGUGCGAAAUUGAGUAGGGCUCUCCCACUUGGAACUUUCUUUGGAAAAUCUGGGGCAUUAUUACGAACUAGAUCUCCUGGAAAGUUGGUAAUGGGUGCAGGGCUAAAUUUUGGCGGGACUCUUGGGAUGAUAACAAUAGGUAACUUGGAAUUGUGUAACAGGCUGGAAGGUAUUAUGAGAAAUAGAGUGAUUUUAGCUUUAGAAGACGAGGAUUGUAUUUUCUGGCGUGUUGCUAAGUCAGGGGAAUACAAUGUUAAGUUGGGAUAUGAAGUGCAGAGACAUAGAGUUAUCAAUCCGAAUUGGCCCAGCAAGCUUUGUUGGAAUAACUGGAUAUUGCCUAAAGCAAGGGCAUUCUUAUGGAUAGCCCUGCAUGGGCGUAUUCUCACUGGCGACAGACUCAAGACAAUUGGUAUCCAUGGACCAAGCUGGUGUGUGUUAUGCAAUGCUGAGGAAGAAUCGGUGGACCAUCUACUUUUCAACUACAUGUUUGCUCAAAAGUGCUGGGAAUGGUUUCUAAGGAUGGCGAACUUGUGCACAGUCAGGAAUGGGUCCCUAAAGGAAUUCCUUGUCUCAUGGCCAAUGUUCAACCAGACUAAGUGGGGAGCACUGUGGUUGGUGGGGCCUGUAAUGAUUGUCUGGCUGAUUUGGAAAGAAAGAAACAAAUGA
Cryptomeria japonica (Japanese cedar) is the source of this 1077-nucleotide messenger RNA. RefSeq lists its product as uncharacterized. The coding region runs from base 1 to 1077 and encodes 358 amino acids. The record is from RefSeq and is a predicted model, not a curated record. NCBI's taxonomy places the organism in Eukaryota, Viridiplantae, Streptophyta, Pinopsida, Cupressales, Cupressaceae. The transcript is spliced from 4 exons.